CUAGGGUUCCUUCGAAAUUGUGUGUAACGGAAUUUAUGAUUAUUUUUUAGUGAGAUAAAACAACAAAAAACCAUUAAUACCAUUUUCAAAAUUUUGUUGAAGUGAAAAUAUAUGGUAAAUACCAAAAAACCGGUAACUAAAUUUGGCUCAAAGUCUUUCAGUACUUUCUUACAAAAAUAUUUCAGUCAUAAUGUACAUAUAUCAAUUUUGUAUCUUUCUAAUUCACAAUCUUAAAACAAAAAAUUUAUUAUCCUCUUAAUUACUAAAAUAUUUUCCAUAAAACUACCUUUGUAGGAUUAUUUUUUGUUCAUCAGUUAUGUUUUUCAUCUAACUACAUUUUAAGCAUAACUAUAAUAAACAAUCAUUAAAUAAUUUUCCGUCUUUAUAUUUUCGCUUAUUUGAUAACAAAAUAUUUAAUGAGUAGAACAGUUAUGAUCCCUCGAGUCAAUCCAAAACCCCCCACCGUCCCCUUAUAUAACCAACCAGUGUUAAUAAACUAAGAAAAUAAAGUACAAAAUUAUCCAAAAGUAAAUUCAUCGUUUUUUAGAAAAAAAAUCCAUCGUGUUUCAUUUUUGGAAAAAAUGAGUUUACUUGGUUAAGAAAUUACCACUCACUAAUAGGCCUACAGAAAGAGAGAUAAAAAACCAAAUAUUUCUGAUUAUUUGAGUUGUGAAAUUGGUACAGGAAAAUCCAUAUCAAUUGAUUUUUAAAUCUAAUAAUCAGAAAAUACAAUUGACUGAAGAAACAAUAAAAGCCAAAUCCAUUCCAAGGGGUGUUUCUAAUCCGAAUUACGUAGUUUGAAAUAAAAAAAUGAAACGAACGUAGACAUAAUACCAUAUUCAACUUAUUGAAGAAACGAUAAAUAAAUCUCCUUACCUUUUGACAAAUACGUACAAUAUUCAUUGUUUUGCUAUUUUUUGUAUUUUUCUCUGUAGUUACGUUUUAUUCCCCAUUAAAUUAUGAAUGAUGCACACCGAAGAGUUGGUAAAGGGGCUUAUAUAUAACGUGAGAGUAGCUAUGUUAUUCUCAUUUAACCUAUAUAGAUCAACCCUAGCUAAGAACUCUCUCUCUCUCUCUAUAUAUAUAUACCUCUCUCAUAAUCAUCAUAUCACCAAUAUCAUCAUGUCCUCCUCAAACAAAAACUGGCCUAGCAUGUUCAAAUCCAAACCCUGCAACAAACAUCAUCAUCGUGACAUGGAGACUCCAUCUAGCAUGCCCUAUUCUAAUUGCAACACACCUUCUCCUUUUUCCUCAGAUCGUGUACCGGAUCCUAAACCGAGAUGGAAUCCUAAACCGGAGCAGAUUCGGAUACUCGAAUCAAUAUUCAAUUCGGGUAUUGUUAAUCCACCUAGAGAAGAGAUUCAAAGGAUCCGAACUCGACUUCAGGAAUACGGUCAGAUCGGAGACGCAAAUGUUUUUUACUGGUUUCAGAACCGGAAAUCACGGGCAAAACAUAAGCUACGUGUUCUUAAAAAAAACCCUAAAAUGCUCGGUUGUAACCCUAGCAAGACCAGGAAGGAAAAAAUCAUUACUCCUAAUGAUAAUCCUACUGAUCCUUGUUUUGGUUUGGUUAACCAUGAAACCGGUUUAUUUCCGGGUCAAAACAAUGAGUUGGUGAUAACUGAACCGGCUAGUUUUUUAUAUCCGGAUGAUAAUAAUCCAAGCUUGACCCAAUCAGGGUUUGGUUUUGGUGGUUUUGUUGUGCCGGUGGUAGCUGAGGAGAGGUUGGAGUUAGCCGGCACUAGUAACGGCCUUAAUAUGAAUAUUCCGGAGAUCGACUUUGGCGGCGGUGAAAAUGGUUAUUUCCCUAAUUCGGUUCCUGUUACUGUUCCAUUAACCAUCAAUCAAUCACAAGUAUCAUCCGGUGGUGGAGAUAUCGGAGAUUAUGUUUCUCCAGUGAGGUUGACGGUGUUCAUCAACGACAUGCCUUUCGAUGUGGCGGCAGGACUAUUCAACGUCAAAGAGGCUUUUGGAAACAACGCUAUGUUGAUAAACUCGUUUGGGCAGCCUAUUCUCACAGACGAAUUUGGAGUUACUUUUCAACCUCUCCAAAACGGUGCUGUUUAUUAUCUUCUUUAAAAAUGAAGAUCGAAGAUCUGGGGUUUAAGGACGAAUAUCUAAUAUAAUAAGGAGAUGUCUUCAAUUUUAUUUGGUUACCUUGUGUUUUCAAGACUUUGAAAAAGAUUUAAUUAAAAAUUGGAACUUAGUUACAGCUUUUAAUGUUUGUUCCCAAUGUUAUCCAGUCAAUGUCAGUUGUGCAUUUCUAGUUUAUUUUGUUCUCGGAAUUUCUUAUUUGGUAUGCUAUUGUAAUGUAACGUAUAUUAAUUAUUAAUGGGGAAAAAUAUGAGAUGAGGACGA
Messenger RNA from Brassica napus (rape), 2358 nucleotides. RefSeq names its product WUSCHEL-related homeobox 8-like. The transcript has 4 exons. Lineage: Eukaryota; Viridiplantae; Streptophyta; Magnoliopsida; Brassicales; Brassicaceae. Gene Ontology annotation, molecular function: DNA binding; DNA-binding transcription factor activity. Gene Ontology annotation, biological process: regulation of developmental process. The record is from RefSeq and is a predicted model, not a curated record. Bases 964 to 2079 code for a protein of 371 amino acids.